ACCGACCAGUGGCGGGACGCUUUAUUCACGAGACGCGCCUCUCUCUGGUGGCAUCGGUACACUGAAGUAUAAAUCAGAACAAAUCGAGCUUUUGGCGCUGAAUUUGUGGAUCAAUUCCAAAUCAACCAUUCAGUAUUUUUUUAUGCAGAUUGAAUUUUUUAGUUAAUUAGAAAAUAGUUUGAAAAUUGAAGGAAAAAUAUUUUUUUACCUGUGAAUUUUUGAAGCUACACAAUGUCUACUGCAAUGUUUGAGUCAUUGAGCGAUAAAGUUGCGAUGUUCAACCAGCAAGCGAACAGCCACAUGGCGAGUCAAAGCAAAAAUCCCUUCACAAGUGGAUUAAACCUUGACAGGCCGAAAUUCUCAAAGGAAGAGUAUGGAAGACCAGCGGCUGGUUCAUUGUCAGAUAUACGUGGCCGCAAAGCGACAGCACAUAUUCUACGAGAAAUGUUGGAGCUUUGUGAAAUAAUUCAGCAGAAUGGUACUCCGUGCAAAGACCAUCCGGAAAUAAUGGGGAUUACGUUUGGGGAUUUGUUCAAUAUUUACGUUGCCAUUAGCGAUAAGUGUGUGGGACUUCUUUUGAGGGCGAGGAAGCAGGGGAUGGUGGAGUUCGAGGGCGAGGUGCUCUUUCAGAGACGAGAUGACGACGUUCCAAUAUUCCUCGUGAAACCCAUCGCGGAAAUUCGAGCCUACUUCAAACAGAAGAUCGAGGACGCCAAGAAAGACGUUCAUUGACGAAUAAUCACCUCUAAGCCCGAAAAUGUGUAAAUGAGUUCUGUGCGAGAGUGUGAAUGAACCUGUUGUAAAUAUUGUCAAGUGUCAUGCGAUAUUGUGAUAUGUAAUAUAGACCCUGGUCCUAUAAAUUUUUACAUAAAACAUUGAA
Molecule: messenger RNA, 880 nt
Organism: Diachasma alloeum
Lineage: Eukaryota; Metazoa; Arthropoda; Insecta; Hymenoptera; Braconidae
Product: actin-binding Rho-activating protein
Exons: 3
Coding region: 232-732 (166 amino acids)
Biological process (GO): positive regulation of Rho protein signal transduction
Molecular function (GO): actin binding
Source: RefSeq, a predicted model, not a curated record